UCAGUGUUCUUCAAUUGUAAGAAUAUAAUAAACAUGAAAGCUUUCUUCUUGGCUAGUUUGCUGGUAGUCGCCGCCAGUGCGUCCCUUUUGCAGGAGCAUGCGGUGAAAUUCCAAGCAUUCAAGAUGGCCCAUGGUAGAACCUACCUGAACCAAGUAGAAGAAGCCAAACGUUUCUCCAUCUUCAGAGACAACCUCCGCUCAAUUGAAGAACACAACGCCCUCUACGAACAAGGACUUGUCUCUUACAAACAAAAAAUUACCAAAUUCGCCGACAAAACCAAAGAAGAAUUCAAAGCAUUUUUGACACUUCACAAAAAACCUACUUUAUCAAAGACCACUAAGUACGUCAAAACAGGAGUUGCAGUACCUGACUCAGUAGAUUGGAGACAACAGGGACAAGUGACUCCAAUUAAGGACCAAGGAAAUUGCGGAUCUUGCUGGGCAUUCUCUAUUACUGGUACAACUGAAGGUGCGUAUUACCGUAAAAAUGGAAAAUUGGUCUCUCUCUCAGAACAACAAUUGGUUGACUGCGCUACCGAUGUUAACGAUGGUUGUCAGGGUGGAUUUAUGACUGAAACUUUACCCUACGUCGAACAGUACGGUCUUCAAUCUGAAGAAACUUACCCUUACGUGGCUCAAGAUAAUGCCUGCAGUUACAACGCCUCCAAAGUCGUUACCAAAAUUUCCAGCUACGUUGUGCUCCCAGUAGAAGAUGAAAAUGCUCUUUUAGAAGCUGUAGCUACAGUCGGUCCAGUUUCCGUUGCUAUAGAUGCAUAUUACAUAGAUUCCUAUGGUUCUGGCGUCUUCGAAGACGCCGACUGCUCACCCGAUUUCCUCAACCACGGUGUGGUCAUUGUAGGAUAUGGAACAGAAAAUGGAAAAGAUUAUUGGCUUGUCAAGAAUUCUUGGGGUACUGGUUGGGGUGAAGAAGGUUACAUGAAAAUGGCACGUGGAAUAAACAUGUGCGGUAUUUCUGAAGAAACUGUUUAUCCAGUUGUAUAAACAUAACGAUAUAUACCUAAUGGAUUGAACAAUU
Molecule: messenger RNA, 1036 nt
Organism: Ceutorhynchus assimilis (cabbage seed weevil)
Lineage: Eukaryota; Metazoa; Arthropoda; Insecta; Coleoptera; Curculionidae
Source: the annotation of a GenBank genome assembly